AUGGUCAAAACGACGUCGUUUUAUACAUCAUCAGUCAAAAUUAGGUUAUAUCGCCCAAAUCAAACGCUAUUCACUCCUCCUCUCUCGCUGGAUUCAUCCACCCCCAACCAUUUUCCAUUCUUGGAUUCAAGUCGCGAUUCAUCCACCCCCAUUGGAAGCGAAAAUCCCGUAACAAGGAUGUCGAGUUCUUCCCAGCAUUCGAGCAGAACGUGGCCGAGGUUUGAGGCAGUGGUCUGUGAUCACGGUCUUGAAGCUGAUGUGGUGACAUCCAAUACGGAUGCCAAUCCCGGACGACGCUUCUAUCGUUGCCAAGUCUGGAAGGAGGACGACUGUAAAUUCUUUCGUUGGAUUGAUCCAUCAUUGUCACCGAAUCAAGAGUAUUUUUUCAAAAAACUGAAGCUUGAUAGGGACAACGUGCAAAGAGCAUUGAGAGAUAGGGUUGCUAAGCAGGAUGCACUCGACGAGAGCGUCCGUUCGAAAACCGUUGAAGUUGAAGCACUCCAAGGUGUUGUCGCACAGUUGCAGCGUCAAAACCGGAACUUGAAGGUUGUCAUUUGCAUGUUAUGUAUCGUCUUGUGGAUCUUGUUGUAGCUUAGCUAACAUAACUUCGGAUCUUGUUGUA
This is a messenger RNA of Salvia splendens (bonfire salvia), 622 nucleotides long. RefSeq lists its product as uncharacterized. The record is from RefSeq and is a predicted model, not a curated record. Bases 1 to 591 code for a protein of 196 amino acids. Lineage: Eukaryota; Viridiplantae; Streptophyta; Magnoliopsida; Lamiales; Lamiaceae. The transcript is spliced from 2 exons. Gene Ontology annotation, molecular function: zinc ion binding.